AUGCUACGGCCAGCGGCUGCCGCCGUUUAUCCGUCAUCCUACCACGCCCCACCGCCGCGAUUCCCAGCAUUUCCGUCCGGACGACGCUCGGCCGCCAUAGCCGUCCGGUGCGUGAACCGCGACGCGCCCGAUACCUCGAAGGCGAAGCUGAAGGUCGGCUCGCCGAUCGUCAUCACCGAGGAACCGCCCAUGCUCAAGACCGCCGCGUCGGUGCCGUCGCUCCGGCAGAACGCCGGCCGCGUCAAGCCCGGCGACGUCGGGAGGAUAAUGGCGCGGAAGCCGAAGGACGUCUGGGCCGUGCGGCUCGCCGUCGGCACGUACCUGCUGGACGGGAAGCACUUCAAGCCCCUGGAGGUCGUCGAGGACGAAGGCGGCGACGAUCAACCCCAGGAUGAAUGA
Molecule: messenger RNA, 399 nt
Organism: Triticum turgidum subsp. durum (durum wheat)
Lineage: Eukaryota; Viridiplantae; Streptophyta; Magnoliopsida; Poales; Poaceae
Source: the annotation of a GenBank genome assembly